AAAAAAAUUAUAUCUAUGCGUAGUAAUCUGCAUAUAACUGCAUGUUUUUUUCUCAGAAGAUUAACUAAAGGAUCGCGAUAUUUGGAAAAAAAUUGUAAAAGUAUGACUUACAUUCUUGCAUUUGCUAUACUUGUAAUUGUAUCAGAUGUCAAUCUGGUUCCAAUAAAUCAGCCCGACUUUUUUGCUGGUCUUGAACCUAUUCUAGAAAAAUCUUAUAAAUCACAUGGGUCAGCGGAUUCAAGAAAUGAUGACCAAUCUUCAGAUAGAGAAAUGUCUAAGGAGGAUUUACUUGCAGAAAUAAAAAAAAAUAUGAACGAUCUUUUUAGAAAUUAUAUCAAUAGUGAUGAUGCAACAAAAAAUGAAAAAAAAGAUAAACAGUCCACCACAAAUGCUCAGAUUAUUGAGAAUACUAUUGAGCAGAAGGAUGUGAGGUCUGACUCCUUAACAGAUGAUAAUACAGAUCAGACCAAAGCAUUGCUUAAAUCAAUACUUAGCGUUUUAAAAUCUAACAAUAUAUCAGGUAAUAGACCAGAAGAAAAUGUUCCUGAAAUUAACCCUCCUACACAACUAAACACUAGCAUUUUGGCUAGCAAAAAUACUAAUGUACAAUCAAAUGUUGACCAAUUAAUGUCAAACAAUCCAAAGGCUAAUCAUUUAAGUAGUAAUUCAGAAGUUUCAAACAACAUAGCUACAACUGCAACACCUAUAGUCACUUUUCAAGAUCUUCAAGAAGCUAUUUCCAGAUUAGUUGCAGCUCUUGACAAAAAACCAGUUCCUGAACUGGAUAGUUUACAAAUAAAAAGUGUUCAACAACUUAAGCAAAAUAAAGAAGAUUCAAAAGAGAUUUUCGAACCUAUCAAAAAUACAGAAAGCAUUUCAAAAGAGAAACAACCAACACAUCCUGAUUUAACUAAUGCGCUUAACGAAGUUAUCAAACACUUGCCUUCACAUAAUCAGCACAGUAAUAAUGAAUUUGGUAAAAAAGUUCAGGGCUCACGUGUGGGGCUUUCAAAACAGAAUGAAGAUGACGGAAUGACCUUUGAGAAAUUUAAAGAGAUUUUUUAUAAAACUUUUUUCCCUAGUUAUGUAGAAAACGAUCAACAAAAGGUGAUUAUGUUGGGCCGUAAAGAUGGGUAUGAUCAAAAAGAUGAUUUCAACAAAAAAAAAAUGGCUGAUUUGUACGAAGAGAUUCGUAAAGCUACUGAAUAUGAAACAUAUCAUGCAAGAAUGGCAAGAGAAGAGAAAAAAAAGGAGCUUGUCUCAUUAUUAAAUGAAAUCCUGAAACCUGAAGAUAGGGUUGUUUAUAAUGGUCAUACUGUUUCGCUACAGAACAAACGCAACUUUGAAAAUUUAAUCAAUGAAGAUGAUGAGAUUUUGAAAAUCUUUAAUAAAAAAUCAAGUAACCUGAAUGAUUAUGAAAAUCGUAAAGAUGUUGUUAAAGAAGAUUCUACUUCAGUCGGCAAAAGUUCAAGUACUUUUGAUAGAAGAGCUGCUUUGAUCAAUUAUUUGAAUAUGUUGAUUGCAAAAUUGGAAAAAAACUUCAACAAAAAGAAUAAUGAUUUGUAUUCUUCCUCUGAUUCACAAGUUCAAAAUUUUGAUUCACAAGUAGAUGCUCAAAAUUUUGUUCAGGCUUUACUAAAACAUAUUGACUCGGGAACAGAUUAUUAUUACAAAUUCAACAAAGAUAGAUAAAAUAGUAAACUAUUUUUAAA
This is a messenger RNA of Hydra vulgaris (swiftwater hydra), 1712 nucleotides long. RefSeq lists its product as uncharacterized. The record is from RefSeq and is a predicted model, not a curated record. NCBI's taxonomy places the organism in Eukaryota, Metazoa, Cnidaria, Hydrozoa, Anthoathecata, Hydridae.